This is a messenger RNA of Nematolebias whitei (Rio pearlfish), 1147 nucleotides long. RefSeq names its product myelin and lymphocyte protein. Gene Ontology annotation, molecular function: structural constituent of myelin sheath. The record is from RefSeq and is a predicted model, not a curated record. Gene Ontology annotation, cellular component: membrane. The transcript is spliced from 4 exons. NCBI's taxonomy places the organism in Eukaryota, Metazoa, Chordata, Actinopteri, Cyprinodontiformes, Rivulidae. Gene Ontology annotation, biological process: myelination. The coding region runs from base 45 to 509 and encodes 154 amino acids.
UCUGCAGAUCAUCUCACCUGCAUACUCGUGCAGAAUUUUGGACUAUGGCUUCCACCACCUCAGGUGAUGUUCUGCCAACAGGCAGCAGGGUCUUCAUCACCUUUCCAGACCUCUUCUUUAUCCCCGAGUUUGUCAUUGGAGGUUUGGUUUGGAUCCUCGUGGCGUCGACUCGAGUGGAACCGGCCAACCCGCUGGGCUGGGUGAUGUUUGUAUCGGUCUUCUGCUUUGUCGGGACGACUCUGUGGUUCUUCAUCUUCGUCUGUGGUGGCAAUCAGAGCAGCAUCUGGCCUGCUGUGGAUGCAGGUUUUCAUUUCUUGGCGGUGGUUUUCUACCUCAGCGCCUCAGUGGAUUUAGCCUAUAUCACCUUCGUCUAUGGGCUUAAUUUGCCGACAUUUGACAUCCUUAAAAUCUACAGAUUGGACAUUUCUGCAGUGGUGAUGUCACACGUGGCCACGCUUCUCUACUUCCUUCACGCCAUCUUUUCUGCCAUUCGAUGGAAACGGGCCUAAACACAACAGCAACCCUACAACACAAUGAAGCACACACACACAGUUUCCUUAGUGAACACGUGCUGAUUUAUUUUUGUGUCACCCUUUUUUAUUUAAUUUCAGUAAGAUAAUGUGAAAACGAGUUGUGAAUGGUGGGAAUCCUAAUGCGAAGUCAGACGUCAUGUCCGCUUUCUUGUUGAAACCGACAACAACAAUCAGUGAAUGUGAGGUGAUAGUGUCAACGUUCAAGCUCAGUUAUCAGUAUCGGCUGGUGCAAAGUGAGUUUUAACCACGUUCUAAAUUCCAGUUUAGAUUCUGUGAAAAUAACUUGGUUGCACAGAUCAGUUUACCCAAAGAAGAAGAAAAAAAACCACAAUAAUUUUUGUAUUUUUUUCCUGCGUCACGUUUUCAUCAAGUUGAUCGUCACAACAACGAGAAAACAGAAUUGGGUUUUUUUUUUGGACCAGGAUGACGUUACUGAAAUGUUCAAAGCUAGAUUUUAUUACAGAUAAAAAUACAAACUAAUUUUACGUAUCGUUUUACAAAAAACAUGACAACAUUUUGAGAAAUAAGAUCCUAAAUCUUUAGAUUGAUAUUUGGUCAAAUGCUUUAGGGAAACUGAUAAAAAAAUAAAAUAAAAAAUAACAAUAAUAUCAUGA